AACGGAAAGAGGCAAACAGGCCGAGACGGAUUUUCGCUCCCCCCAAACAGUUCCCAAACGCAGCCAGUGCUGAGGAGAUUCGCUGACCCCUGCCGUGGUGUGCUUCCCGGGUUUGUACAUACACACUCCCCGUGCGUUAGGUUUUUUGCACACACAUACGCGUCCUUGGCCAAAACGAAAAAGGGCAGGAAACCUCAGUGGUGGUGGUGCUGGUGUGCAUCGGUGUGUGUGUGGAUACGAAGAGCUCGGCCCGUGUGAUAUGGUCUUGCGGAUGCUGGAAUGCACAGCAGCACGCACAUAAAUCUCCCAGGAGAAACAUAGGCGAACAAUCAGCAACCAUCAGAAACACACACACACACACAUACGCGGGAGCAUUCCUCGUCCAGCAAUCAGAUGAGCUAAGCUCAGCAGCAGUUGCAGAAAGAAAGCAAGCAAGCAACAGCAACAAAAAGUAAGGAAAAGGGUGGACGAACUGUGCCGUUGGAAUUUUGGGACCAGCGGCAGCCAGCAAUCACCAAUCAACCACAUCGGGGCUCGGGAAGGUCGGGAAGGUCCAUCGAACUUUUUGCCCCAGCUCCAGCACUCUCCCAUCCUACCCCCGUUCCCCCAUACAACCCCCAUCACAACCAGCACCAAGAAAAAAGAGGAGCAAACAUGGUAGACAGCAUGUCGCAGGAUGCUGAGUCGUUCGAGAUGCUGAAAGCGCUGUACGACUUUACCGCCGUCUACCCGAAGACGAUCAGCUUCGACGAGGGCGAAUACUUCAUCCUGCAUCAGACGAGCGCUCGGCAGCGGAACUGGUGGCAGGUGGUCAGCAUGAAGGGCAACAUCGGGUUCGUCCCGUCCAACUACGUGAUGAAGCUGAAGGUCAAUCCACUCUUUCUAAACGGCUUUCUCGAAUCCAGCAUAGAAUCGUUGCGGCUGUCGACGGAGAAGGAAAUAAACGGCAUCAUCGGGCGGGAGGAACUGAUCAGCCGGCUAGUGGAGAAGAAGCGCAUGCUGGAAAAAAUGCUGAAGUACGAGCUGACGGAUAGUGAAUCGGAACCGCCCUCGCCGAUCAAGAUGAGCAACGGGCACCUGAAGCAGCAGCAGCACGACGGCUCGAGCGAACGCACGGCACCGCUGAAGAACGGUCCCCAGCGACACUCGCCGCCUGCACCGUCUGAGCAGCAGCAGCAGCAGCCGGUGAUGAUGCAGACGGCGAAGAAAUCGAAAUCGAGCCCGGCCGUCGGUGGCCAGGUGCCGCCCCAGUUCAUCCAGGAAAGUCCCAGCACGGGCGUGCUGGCGACGAAGCACAGCGGCGGCCCGGCACAGACCGAGGAGCAGCAGCAGCAGCAGGCACCGGCGGUCGUCGCCGUAGCCGCUGCCGCAGCCAGCCAGGAACCGAGCAGCACCCUGUCCGAGCUGUCGUCCGUGUCGUCCGAGCAGACGGAGCCGACGAGCAACAACACCGCCACGACCGGCACGCUCACGACGACGAGCGACGAGAUAACGGCCAUCUCGCGCAUCGACGAUCGGGGCGGGGCGGGCGAGGAACCGUCGCUCGGUGCCGGUGCCCCGACCGAGGCCGAAAACCAGACCGAUCACGAGCUGAACGAGCUGGAGACGACCAACAACGACGACGUGACGGUGAGCGAGACCGAACCGCAACCGGUUUCGGUGCGGGAGCCGCCGCACGAUGCACCGCCGCAGGAGGAGGACGAACCGGUCGGGCCGGCCGAGGGAGCGGCUGGCGGGGGCGACGGCGGUGGCAGUGUGACGGCCGGCGGGGACGAUGGUACGCUCGCGAGCGACACGGAGCGCGAGGCCGGCUCGGGCGCCGAGUGUGGCGAGAGCAGCGUGGCGACCGGCGACGAACCGGCGGAGCCGGCGGAAGAUCUGGCCAAGCAGCCGCCGGCCAGGGUGGAAGCGGCCGAGGUGUACCAGAUAGUGGACGCGAUACGCAAGGCCACCCGGCUCAGCCACGAGCUGUCCUGCGUCGCGCUGCGCGUGGUGCUGGCCGAGCUGGAGGUGCUGCUGCCGCCGGCCGUCGUCCGCCAUCUCGAGCCGGUCGCCGUCCAUCUGGCCGCCCCGUUCGACGUGCCGGACGGGCUGCUGAGCAAGACGCACGAUGCGCACCGGCUGCGGCUGAUCUUUGCCGAGCUGUCCGACUGCAAGAACGACUCGGAGCAGCGCACAUGGAUGCUGCACGAGGACGAGGCCGACAUCCGGCAGUACCUGGCCGAGCUGAUCCGCAUCCUCACCGACGCCGAUCCGAAGAUCUGCCGCAGCGAGAUGGCGUGCGACCAGUACCAGAGCAUCAUCAACCUGGUGCUGUACUACCAGAUGGAGACGCGCUGGUCGAUCCGGAAGCUGCUGCUGGCCGCGUUCCGCGCGAUGUGCCAUCUCGACUACACCACCGUCGACAUACUGCUCGGCUCGGUGCUGCCGCUCGAGCUCGUGCAGGACAUGGUGUCGAACCCGCGCAACAUCGAGAAGCUGCAGGAGCUGGCGAACAUGCUCAUCAUCAUCUUCUCGAUCGGGCGCCGGAUGCCGAUCAAUCAGCAAGAUCAUCUGCGGGCAGAUUUCAUCAUCUUUCUGCUGAACAUUAUCGAGACGCCGCCGGAGAGCGACGUCCAGGAGGUGCUGCCCGACAUCAUGAUCAACCUGAUCCUGUCGUUCAACCUGCAGUUUGACAACUUUGCCGAGAACGUGGUGCUGGAAGCGAUGGAGCAGUUCAAGACGGCCAAAACCUUUACCGAGAAGAUACUGCUGCUGAUCAACCGGGAGGAGGACCCGGUGCACACGCUGAAGCACACGCCGAUGAACAUCAACCCGGUGCUGAAGAUGCUGGUCGAUCUGUUCAGCCGCCCGGAGACGGCGUCCAUCUUCUACACCAACGACAACAAGGUGCUGAUCGACAUACUCGUGCGCCAGCUGUCCGAUCUGUCCGCCGGCGAGCCGAUUCGCAAAUGGUACCUGGAGCUGUGCCGGAAGAUCCUGCGCAACACCAACUAUCCCGAGCACCAGCACCGCAAGCAGGACCUGAUGAAGAUCUUCACCCGCAUCUUCUGCGAGGAGACGGAGUGCAGCGCCAGCGACCAGCAGAUUGUGCGCGAAAUAGCGAACGAGUUUCCGCAAAUCUUCAAAGCGUGAAGUGGUUUGGCUGCUGCUGCAGCGUGCAGCGAGUUUGUUUUCGGGCGCGGGCGAACGGUUUGCGCUGUCCUGCGCCGGCUCGAACGAUAUAUUUAUUAUUGUUAAGCGUUAAGCACACAUGAUAACACGAUGCGUACAAACGGAACCCUUUUGAUCUGAGAUAGAAAGAUUUGACGCCACACAUGAUGGAGAAAGAUGGCAAAAUAUUGAACGUUAGUGGUUUUUGUUUGGUGAUGUAAUAGCUAUGAAUUUACGGCCGAUCGUCCCUUCUCCCUGUUAUGCUAGUCAAUCCUGGCUUCUUUCACCUUCCCGCCACCCUAUUGCCCCUCUCCUCCCAUCACACAUUCCCCAUCCAGCUCUAUCGGGACAUGUUUACUAAUUACGGGCCUGCUAAGCGGAACAGGCAAGCAGCAAACAAUAGUCUGUUAAACAAAAAAUCGUUCGUUAAAUACCUUCCCUGUUAAAUGCUUACAUCAAAGAGUUCUUUUUUAAGGCUACAUUUUUAACCAAACAAGAGAGAAAGAGAGAGAGAGAGAGAGAGAGAGAGGUCGAGCAUUUAGUGUUGGCUCGUGCCCAAACUACUGAAAAGCAAAAAAGAGAGAGAGAGAGAAAAAAAAAGCGUUCGAACGUCGUUUGGAGUAUGAAAUACCCGCAAAACUAUUUAUUAUUACGAUGUAACCAAACUCUUAGCUAAGCAAAAUGAGUCUGAAACCGUUUUACGGAACGAGGCAGCACAGCGCAGCACACACGACGGUAGCACAUUUUGUUAAACCAUGAACGCCGUGGUAGGGAACGGUGGCUGAAAGAGCAAUCUAACCAAUCCAAACCAAUAUAUUCAACCAUCCAGCCAACCCCAGUGCGUGUGCUGUGUGGUAGUGAUUUGCUUUAACAUAAAAAGUGCACUAGAAGCUGCUAUUUGUCGGCGGGGACACGCGGUUGUUUGAUUGUUUGAUAGAUCAGAGUUUAGGCCUGUUUUUCCCAUUGCCAUUGACGCGAUCUCUGUUUUCUCGCAAUCGUACGCGAAGCGAAAUGUGACUCAAACAACAACAAGGAAACUCAUAGACACACACACACACUGGCACAGAGUAGUUGUAGUACGAGUUAUAAAUAUCGCUACAGAAGGAUUAUUAUAAAAUAUGCUCCAUCCUUCUCACAACCCUUGUCGCGCCCAAACAGUGCAAUUUCUUCCCCACUUUUUGCGAUAUUGUUAACCGACACGAUAUAGAGGUGUGUGUGUGUGUGUGUAUGGGUGCGUGUUAAUUAGAACCCCGUAAAGGGCGACCGUACAGCCGCUUACGUAGAAUGCAUUUAAACGCAUCCUUCCCACGCCACACACAGUUAGGGUAGAGGUACAGAGGCAAGACAAAAGGAGAAAGAGAAGAACACGCACAGGCAUUUUAUAACAAACAAAUUCUAUCAAAUUGCCUGUUAAAAAGUGAAAAUGAUGUAAGCCAUGUAUGUGUGUGUGUGUUACAUUUCCCCCCCCAAUCGAAGCAAUGAACUCUAUUGCGCAAAACUCGCUUACUGUUGCGGGGAGCUUUAAAAGAAAGCGGUUGAGAUUGGCAUCGCCAGAUUGUUAUAAGCUUUAUAUUUCCCAAAUUGGCCCUUGGAGUGUGUUGGCGGUUGCAUUUUUUUUUUUCUUAAACUUUGCCUCGGAACAACGGACAGAUCCAAAGAUUACGUUAUAAGCCAUCAUUAUAGAGCGAAUAAGCGUUAAUUAAUUAUGUGAUACAGCAUUACUUUUACCUUUUGUGUAACGGCCCGUUUCGACCUAGUCUUAGCUAUCAAAGCAACCUCAUUUACACACACACACACACACUCGCUCUCUCUCUCUCUUUUAUUAUACGCAUUCGGUAGACUUAAGCAUGUAACGCUUACACAGGCUAGGCGCAGGAUAGAACAUAAUGAAAUGAAUUUGUCAAACCCCAAAAUGUGCCAAUUAACCAACACCGAACCGUUCAUCAUACCAGGACGAGUAACCCCCCCUUCGUGAAGCUACGAACCUGCUACGAGCAGCUCCACAGCUCAUAUGAAGUGUAAUAAGUCCACGCAUUACUUGCAAUGUAGCAAGUACAGUAGACGGCUUAGUGUGUAGGAUUUUUUUUUUUUAAACGAAUAAUUUAUAACGCUUUUAAACAUUAUCGAUCGUUCGCGUUGUUCCGAUGCAGAGGCAUUUAAAAACGUAAAAGUGUAAAGUUGGAAAUAGAGAUAAAGAGAAGGAGAAAGAGAGAGAGAAAGAGAGAGGGAGAGAGAGAGAGAGAGAGAGAGAGAGAGAGAGAGAGAGAGAGAGAGGAAAAGAACGAACGCAAGUUAAUAUUCUAAAACACUGGCAAACGAAGCUGGAAUACCGCAGAGAAAGAGAGAGAAACGAAACACACAUAAAUAAGUUAAUUAGUUAAGUAAAAUUACCUUAGCGCUGACUGUUCGUUUUUUUAAAUACACACACACACACAACCCUUCCAAAGUAUGUAAAGGAUGCCAAAUGAAAUGAACAGCAGCAAACAAAGCGAAAAAAGACGCCGUUCUGAAAGUGAAAAACACAUACACACACACACACCCAACAAACAAACUAAACCAUACUCUAAACAGUAGUGUGUGCAGUGUUGUGUUAAAGAAAAGAAAAAAAACAACAACAAAAAAGUAUAGUACCCCCCCCCCCCCCCCCUCUCCCCGCAAUAACACGCAAAGUCAGACAGAGAAGAAAAACAAAACCAAAUAAUUAAACAAAUAAACAAACAACUUUGCGAAACGUGAAUCCUACCAAACACUCGAAACACUUUUAAAUGAAAGUUAAAGAAAUGUUACUCUAAAAAAAAAACAACAAUUCUGAUUCUGUGUCGUUUGUGCCUUUUUUGUGUUGUUGGUUUUCGUUUUGCUUAAAAUAACCGAAAUUUCGAACAUAGAAAAAGAGAAAAGGCCGAAGGGAAGGUUGUUUUUCUUUUGUAUUAAUGUUUUCUCUUUGUUUUGUAAGUUUUUGUGCUUUUAUUUAAACCUCAUUAAAUUCAUCCAACGCAUGUAUUGGGGUAAAUUGGGUGUGGGUCAUUCCCCCCCUCCUUCCUCCACUUCUGUUUUUUUCCCUUGGGGGAGAGCGCUUCCAGCGUUUGCAGCGUUUGCACGGCUUCCUGAUUUUGGUUGUGUUUGUUGGUUUGCUUUCGUUCUUUAACUUGCUUACUGUCUAUCAUUUCAUUUCAUGAAACAAUGAAACACAAAUUAAACGUACUAGUCAUGUGAAUUAGGAGUUUUAACACACGCACGCACACCCCACACACACACACACACUGACACGCAUAUACACGCAUUAAAAACGUUUUUGCGAUGUUUCAUCUAUAUUGCUAGAAUAAAAACUUGCACAACUCGAAAAACGAUCAAUUCUGUCCUCUGCGGCGUGUGUUGCUUGUUUGUGGUGUGAUGCGGGGGUUUUGUGGGUGUGUGUGUGUGUGUGUGUGUGAACAAGAGAAAGAGAGACACAGUAAAUGUAAUUUUCGUUUUUUUGUUUGUUUAAAUCGAUUAAUGUGUGUAAUGUGCUCUGUGCGCGCUUGUAAGCAAACCUGUCACUGAGCUUAAUUUGUUUGAAUAAUUUUCCUUUUUUGCUUCGCUGCUAAUGCUGCACACGUGCUCGCUACCUAAUUAGUCUGGAAAUUAAACACGCACACACACGCGCACAGCAGCGGAAAGAAACGUAGAGAGUACUUGUUUCCCCCCCCCCCCCCCCCCCCUCCUGGGAAGCGUGUAAAACUUCCCGAGCCCCCUUUUUAUCGCGCGGUUUUACACAAUUGCAUUACUAAAACUAAAUUAGUUUCACCUUACACACCACACCUAUACAGACACAACUGUGCCUCAGCUUUCUAUUGCCGCCGCCGCCGCCGCCGCCUGCGCGCCUAUUUGUUUCUCCUCAUUGUGUUUCAUUUUGAAUGAACUGAGCGCGCGUGCAGGCGAGAAAAGUAAGAAGCUUUCCUUUGUUU
Anopheles gambiae (African malaria mosquito) is the source of this 7097-nucleotide messenger RNA. RefSeq names its product NCK-interacting protein with SH3 domain. Gene Ontology annotation, biological process: endocytosis. Gene Ontology annotation, molecular function: Arp2/3 complex binding; protein binding. The coding region runs from base 655 to 3135 and encodes 826 amino acids. The transcript is spliced from 9 exons. Lineage: Eukaryota; Metazoa; Arthropoda; Insecta; Diptera; Culicidae. The record is from RefSeq and is a predicted model, not a curated record.